Molecule: messenger RNA, 963 nt
Organism: Annulohypoxylon maeteangense
Lineage: Eukaryota; Fungi; Ascomycota; Sordariomycetes; Xylariales; Hypoxylaceae
Product: NAD(P)-binding protein
Exons: 4
Coding region: 37-879 (280 amino acids)
Source: RefSeq, a predicted model, not a curated record
UUUCAAAGCUAUAUUCUCUGUGUCUAAUAGUGCUUCAUGAACAAUAUGGCACAAUUUCAGCUAAACGGUUUCGCCAUUGUGGUUGGAGCAGCCGGCGGAGUUGGUAAAGAGGUUGGCCUAUCAUUCGCUGAGGCGGGUGCGAAAGGUAUCUUAUUUGCCGAUAUUGAUUAUGAAGCGGCCACCAAAGUCGCCGAGGCUAGCAAAGCCCUAGCAUUGUCACCGACGUAUCGGGCGCUGUCAGUGAAAGUGGACGUGGUAGAUGUCAAUUCAGUGCAAGGAAUGAUCGAUCUUACAGCGAAGGAGUUUGGUAGAAUCGAUUAUUGUAUCAACGCUGCUGGAGUGGAUGUCGCGGAGUAUGUCCCGUUCGACCAGACCGAUCCCGAUGACUACGAUCGCGUUCUCGGAAUCAACACUAAAGGCAUAUUUCUCGUAACAAGAGCCGUGGCUAAGUUCAUGCAGUCUCAAGAGCCGGCCCAAAUCACCCUCAAGAGACACGGCGCUCGAGACCUUGGCCGCGGAUCUAUCGUUAACGUCUCUUCGGCCAUGGCACUAGUUGCAGUCCCUAACAAAGUGCCUUAUACAACAUCCAAACAUGCCAUCACUGGACUCACGCGAGCUUGCGCAAUGGACUAUAAAUCCGCUGGUAUCCGUUGCAAUCAGGUAUGCCCAGUAUGGAUUAGAACCCCGAUGUUAGAAGAGGAGUUCCAGAGAGUUCCAGAAACGGCCGCGUUCGUCAAAAAGGUUGCUGCUGUAGGGCGACCGCUCGAGUCAGACGAGGUAGCAUCAGCCUGCGUAUAUCUGUGCAGCCCUAGCGCGGUCUACAUCAACGGCACCACCUUGACUUUAGAUUCGGCUAUUCUGGCUGGACCUAUUGUAUGAAACAACAUUAUAUCGCAUUGAUAUUUAUAAGUCAAAGUAUAAGGUAGAGAUCAACUCUAACUGAUGUCUACCAAGAAAGAUGUG